AUGGGUGACCAGUGCACUCUGCGCCUCGUCCGAGAAUUGAGACAGGUUGAGCGGAGUGAGCAACUUGCUUUCACUGUCCGUUAUGAAGAAAGCAACAUUCGUGAUAUACAGGCUCUCAUCAUCGGACCCCCAGGCACCCCAUACGAGCUGGGUUAUUAUGAGUUCUCGAUCAAAAUUCCGUCAGAUUACCCAGCAAAUCCUCCAGCAGUGAAAAUCCGGACGACCAACAAGGGCCGAACUCGGUUUGGUCCUAAUCUGUAUGCUAAUGGGAAGGUGUGUUUGUCGAUCUUGGGAACUUGGCAUGGUUCUCGGGGUGAGCAAUGGUCGCCUGCACAGGGACUCGAAUCCGUUAUGCUGUCAAUUCAGAGCCUGUUAUCAUCCAACCCGUAUACGCUGGAGCCAGGGUUUGAAGACAACGAAAGGGCGAACGACACGGAAAAUAUGGAGAUCUACAAAUCCAAGAUCCGUCAUGAGAAUAUACGACUAGCAGUCAUCACACCUCUUGAACAAGCCUUCCAAACUUCGUCCCCUCCCCGGCGAAUGGCGCCAAGGGUCGGUCAGGAAUCCAGCGCGGAAGAAGAUACUGAUGUCGAACUCGAAGCCGAACACGGAUUUCUCACUCAAAGCAAAUUUCACGACUUUUGCAAGCGACGGUUCCUGUGGUACCUCGAGUUCUACCAGAACGCUAUUGAGAAAGGUAUCGCGGACGAGGCACGGAGGCAAGGAACUCCCUUCAUCCAGAUGCCGUUUGAAGGCUAUGGUAAUGCCAUGUCCGGGGAAUGGAACUACAUCGACUUGCAAGCCCGUCUGUUGGCUCUUCGAGGCCGAUUGAUGGAAGAGACGCACCGCUGGCCCGUGGAGGGUCUUGCUCUGGUCAAGGAGGAUGCUGGGAUUGCAGUCAAAUUGAGGGGUCAGCAUGAACAGAUUGCUGCGGAAAUGAACGCUUGUCCUCAAGUCAUCGAUCUGUCACUGGUUGAUGACAACCCGUUCGUCUGGAGACUCACCUAUGUUGGUCGCAAUGAGUCCAGACUGGAAGGCGGUAUCAUCAAAAUCAAGAUUUACAUCAGUCCCCGACACCCAGAAGAACAACCUCGGGUCUUUGUCGAGUCGCCCCUGUAUCACAUUCGUGUCUCGAAGCUGGGUGUGUUGAUGUACCUUCCUUCGCAUGCUGAAGAGAUCGGCCAACACAUCGAGGGCAUCAUCAACACGCUGGAAGACGACAAUCCUCCGUACAACCCCCUCAUGACAGUGAACCCAGAGGCAACCGCUCUGUGCUGGGGUUCGGAACUAGAUCGCAGGCUCUACAGGCGGAAGCUUCGGGCAUCUCUGGAGGAGUCCUGA
Penicillium samsonianum is the source of this 1341-nucleotide messenger RNA. RefSeq names its product ubiquitin-conjugating enzyme E2. Gene Ontology annotation, biological process: negative regulation of apoptotic process. Gene Ontology annotation, molecular function: cysteine-type endopeptidase inhibitor activity; ubiquitin conjugating enzyme activity. The record is from RefSeq and is a predicted model, not a curated record. Lineage: Eukaryota; Fungi; Ascomycota; Eurotiomycetes; Eurotiales; Aspergillaceae. The transcript has 8 exons. The coding region runs from base 1 to 1341 and encodes 446 amino acids. Gene Ontology annotation, cellular component: nucleus.